Messenger RNA from Pipistrellus kuhlii (Kuhl's pipistrelle), 1187 nucleotides. RefSeq lists its product as uncharacterized. The record is from RefSeq and is a predicted model, not a curated record. Lineage: Eukaryota; Metazoa; Chordata; Mammalia; Chiroptera; Vespertilionidae.
CAUGCCCCCACCUUCUCUGAGGCUCUGUGCCCCUCUUGGGGUCUCUGCCCGGCUCUGUCCAAGCCCACGCCCCUGUGCCUAGACCCCUUCUUCCCGCUCCCCAUCCCCAGCCCGCAGGCCCCCCAUUGGCUGGAUUCAGCGAGGGAGGGUUCUGUCCCUAUGGCAACAGCCACAACAAGCCUCCGGCCCGGACGCAGGGCGGGAGGAGGGACCAUGGCCGGUCAGCUCCUAGCUCUGCGCUCUGGCCCGCUCUGGCCCCCCAUCUCUGGGACCGAGGACCCAGGGUCCUGGCCCGACUGGCAUCUCACCAGCAGCGGCGUCGCCCACCACAUCAUCCCGUCCGUGCCCUUCCGCCCGCCCACGCGGCAGUCCACGGCGGCGGAUCCCCUGCCCCCGCUCGCGAAGCCGGACUUGCACAUCUGGGAUUUCGACGAGGUCAUCAGCCGCUGGGAGACCACCUCUGGCUCGGCCCACGGGGUGCUCAAGACCCACGGCGGGCCCUACUCGCAGCCCAAGGUGCCGAAGCCCAAGGCCCUGGAGCGGAGCGUGGGGAUGAAGGAUUUGGGGGAAAAGCUCAGCCGCCAGGGCUGGUGCCUCCCGCUGACCACCCGGCACCAGCGCAGCGAGGCCCAGGCGCACUUCGCGUGGCCCGACCUGCGCCUGCGCGCGCGGCCCCUGCGCUUCGCCGACCACCACUUCGCGGGCGUCUCCCAGACCCUCAUUCCCUGGAGGCAGAGCCCGGAGCUGGCCGGCCGGCCUCUGGCGGUCUCCAACCAGGGCAUCCUGGACCACUUCCAGCUCUACCUGCCCACCGCCGCCGCCGACUUCCGCGCCUUCUCCAGGAAGGAGUUGCCACCCUUGGAACGUGACCCCCAGAAGCAGUGCUGCCCGCGCUCCUGGCGGCCGCCGCCGCCGCCGCAGACCCGCGUGCCGCGCGCGCUCCCGGUGGCGCCGGCGGUGCCGCACCGCGGGGCGCUGUCCCUGGCGCGGGAGUCCUACGGCCUCCCGCUGCACCCGCUGCGCCGGCUGGACCCCUUCCUCCCGCCGGGGCUGGCCUGGCGGGCCCCGCACCGGAGCCCCGUGCCCCGCAUCCACAGCGUGCCGCUGGCCUACCGCACCGAGAGCGCCCGCUACGGCAGCGGCCGGCCCGCGCUGGUCUGAGCGCCCGGGCCGCCCCGACAGGACAC